GAAGAAGUAUUUCAUUUAUAUACGUAGUACUCCCUCCGUCCCCCUGUAUUUGUCCACUUUCAUUUUUACACACCAUCCAAUGCACUUCUUUAAUCCAUUUUAUCUUGUAAUUUGUAUAUUAAAAAAUUAUAGAAAUUAUAUAUUAAUAAUCUAUAUGUUAAGACAAAUCAAACAAGAUCACACAUGACUAUAUUUAGGCUUACACAUUGAGAGAAUUUGAUGAGUCAAAGAUAUCGGGUCUGAUGGACCCGACUCCAGGCCCAAUAAAGGCCCAUAAUAGCGCGAGAUGGAUAAGGCCAGCUCUCCCUGGUCCCUCUGGUACCCGGGAUGUCGCUGCCGGGCAACCACGCCGGGUCCUGCGAGUUCUCCCAUCCUCCAGGAGCUUCAUGAUCCGGAGAAGGUCGAGAGGGAGAGACAGGCCAUCGAUAGACGCCGGGCGGAGGAGUUGGCUCGGAAUAGUAAGGUGAAUGGGAAUUGGGCCAGGGCGGCGAGCCAAGUCAUUGGCAACAGAAACGAAAACCCGCGGGGAACAGUCUUUGAAAGGAUAUCUCGCCAGAAGGCUCACGUUAGUGAGAGGCUGGGGAAGAAUCCGGACAAAGCGCCCCAGGGUUGGAUGCGGCUCAUGCUUGGAUUUACUUUUGGCUCUACAUUAGCUGCGGACGAGGUAUACCCUUACAAACUGGGUGAUUACAUUGUUAUCGCCGACAAGAAGUUAGCUGCGGACGAGGUAUACCCUUACAAACUGGGUGAUUACAUUGUUAUCGCCGACAAGAAGGAUGAUUUGCCCCAGUCGAGCGGCUCUGCAUUCAUUGCAGAAGCAAGGGGCAGCCAAGUGGCAUCUUCUAACCGCGAACCCCGACAGCGAAUCGGCCACGGUGGGAGCCAAGCGCCGCGACGACAAACAGUUGAUAGCAAGGUUUCGGAUUGGGUGAAUCACAUUCCUGUCGGAUUGAUCCGGACAUGGGAUGAAUUGGGAUUGCGGUUCUUAGAGCAUUUUGCAGGGAACUGCCGUCCCAAGAAGCAUUUUACUCACCUGGCUUCAGUGCGGCAGAAGCACGGAGAAUCCUUGAAGAAUUUCCUUAUUCGGUGGAGAAAAGAGUCCAGGGAGGUUGAAGGAACCGACGACAAAUCCAGGUUGGCCAUGUUCACGGCGGCAUUACAAGAUGGUCUCCUUCAUACUGAUCUCACAACCCAUCCCCCUGAUACCUUUGAAGAAGCAAUGGUCCGGGCCGGAAGGUAUGUGACCCUGGAGGAGAGGAAGGAGGAGAAGAAAGAGAAGACUCCCAAAGAAGAAGAAAAGGCAGGAAAUAAGAAGCCUUUAAAGAACAAGAAGCAGAGCUUCCCGGAUGGCCCAAAGGGCACAAGCCCUGGGACCUCGGAGAAGCACAAAUCUGCCAAUCCAGUCUUCACGUUGCCGGUGGCUGAGGUCAUGGCUCAUGCUGCACAACAGGGACUUAUGACUUAUCUGACCUAUUCCCAGAAGGUCUGCAAUGUGGAGGACACUGGAAAAUGGUGUGCCUACCAUCGCAAGAAUGAUCACAACAUAGAGGAUUGCUAUACCCUAAAGAAUGAGAUGGCGAGGCUAAUCCGUCGGGGCCAUCUGAAGAAGUUUGUACAAGAUGGUGACGCGGGAAAUCCCGGGAACGCUCAGAAUGGGAAGCGUAGGGAUAAGGAGGUGGCCCAGGCUGAGGCCCGGGAAAAACGCCACAUCGGGCUUGAAGAUGAAGAGGAGGAUUCAGAGCCCGCACCGCCAGAAGAGACACCACGGGUGUAACUUCAUCAUCGGAGGGAAUACAAGCGGAGACUCGGCCAUGAGCCGGAAGAAGUGGGCCAACGCGGCGAUGGUCAAUAAGGUGCUGGUCCCAGA
This is a messenger RNA of Cuscuta campestris, 1867 nucleotides long. Lineage: Eukaryota; Viridiplantae; Streptophyta; Magnoliopsida; Solanales; Convolvulaceae. The record is from the annotation of a GenBank genome assembly.